GAAGUGUGUUGGCGGGCCUGGCUGGUGCCUAGUGGAAUCAUCUGUUAAGUGUCAGAAAGGUUAUAUGUGGUAUUUUUAUAAAAAUUCGAUCAAAUUCGUCGUUGUUUUUUAUGUAACGUAACUAAUCACUUCAUGUAAGUCACAAUGUUUUCACUCCAGAACCAAAACCAGGCAAUCUUCACUCUCUCCCAAAUCUCCGCGAUAAUAACCCCCCGUCAGAAUGCCUUCCUGACCAAAAAAGCCCACAAAGACAAAUCGCAAAUCAUGUGCAAGGAAAGCUUCCUGGAGGCGCUCAAAAACUGCGACUUCUCCUUCACCAAGCACCUCAAAGACACCUCAUUCCUCAACAACUUCAAAGUCUCGUACGUCUCGCACGACACUUUCUUCGAAAACAAACACGGUUUCUCCGAAGCCGACUUAAAGAGCGCAGUUCCAACCCUCAUAGUCAAAAAUCGCAAACACUUCUACGUCCCCCAAAACUUCUACCAGAAGCUAAUCCACGGUUUGCGGCACGAAAACGCCUUCACGUUCGACAUCCAAGUGCGGGGCUUCAAGACAGACCGCAGUGUCAAGGCGGAAAUGCAGCGAAAUCCGGGCCUGGGCGCCCGCAUCAAAAACGCCCUAGGGCUGACCCCAAGCGAGAAUUUGGACUCGAAAUUGGCCAAAGACUUGUCGUUGGGCAACGAAAAGAUGAAACAGAUUUUCGCAGCCGAGGGGAAUUCAAUGACAGAGGCGGAAAAACAAAGGAUUAAGGUGGCUUUUGCCGAGGGCUAUCUCUUGGCCAAUAGCCCGGGGGCGCGGACGGGCAAAGCCGCGCGGUAUUUUAAGGUGUUUCAGCAGGUGUUGACCAUUGUGAUCUUCCUAGCCAUUGUUAUUAGUUUGAUGGUCAGUACAACGGGCUCGAUUUUUAGAAUUCAAUUAGGGAAUCAAGUGGAGGUGGACCCUGAGGAGAUACAUGUGACUUUUGAUGACGUCAAGGGGGCUGAUGAGGCCAAACAAGAGCUUAAAGACGUAGUUGAGUUUUUGAAAAAUCCCGAUAAAUUUUCACAAUUAGGGGGCAAACUACCAAAGGGGGUGUUGUUAGUAGGGCCUCCAGGUACUGGUAAAACACUUCUAGCUAGGGCUGUGGCUGGUGAGGCGGGUGUGCCCUUUUUUCACGCUGCAGGGCCGGAAUUUGAUGAAAUUUUGGUGGGGCAAGGGGCUAGGCGUGUCCGGGAUUUAUUUAAGUCUGCCAAAGAAAAGGCCCCCUGUGUGAUUUUCAUCGAUGAAAUCGAUUCAGUUGGUGCGAAACGGACGAAUAGUGUUUUACAUCCGUAUGCAAAUCAAACGAUUAAUCAACUUUUGAGCGAAAUGGACGGUUUUCAUCAAAACGAGGGGGUUAUUGUUUUGGGGGCAACUAAUCGAAGGGAUGAUUUAGAUCAAGCCUUGCUGAGACCGGGACGGUUUGAUGUUGAGGUCACGGUCCCUACGCCCGAUUUCACCGGCCGGAAAGAAAUCCUGGGCCUCUAUUUGGGCAAAGUCCUUGCCAAGGACGUGGAUUUGGAACUCUUGGCCCGGGGAACCACCGGUUUUACGGGCGCAGACCUCGAAAACAUGGUCAAUCAAGCUGCUCUCAAGGCUGCCAUCGAUGGGGCCGAUUGCGUUAGCAUGAAAUACCUCGAAUCGGCGCGCGAUAAAGUCUUAAUGGGCCCCGAACGCAAAUCACGAAUUCCCGACGAAGAAGCCAACCUUAUAACAGCGUACCAUGAAGGGGGCCACGCGAUUGUGGCGUUCUACACGCGUGACAGCCAUCCGUUGCAUAAAGUUACGAUAAUACCGAGGGGGCCCAGUUUGGGGCACACGGCCUACAUUCCGGAGAAGGAGCGCUAUCAUGUGACCAAAUCGCAACUUUUGGCAACGAUGGAUGUCAUGAUGGGGGGCAGAGCCGCCGAAGAGCUGAUUUUCGGGACGGAAAAAAUCACCUCAGGGGCGAGCUCGGAUUUGAAGCAAGCGACGUCCAUAGCCACCCAUAUGGUGAAGGACUGGGGCAUGUCGGAGAAAAUCGGCCUGAGGACGAUGACUGAAAGCUCGAAGCCGUUCCAAGGCGACAGUUUGGGGCCGUCGACUAACGAACUCGUUGAUAGCGAAAUUAGGAGAAUUCUGUCAGAAAGUUACGACAGAGCCAAACAUAUUCUCAAAGCGCAUGCCAAGGAACAUAAGGCCUUAGCCGAGGCUUUGAUGAAGUACGAGACGUUAGAUGCGGAAGAUAUUAAAGCCAUAAUGACAGAAAAAGGGCCACAUGUUGAAAAAUCUUAAGUGGAUUUGCUACAGACUUUUUUAUGACAGUACGCUGUGUUAAAAUCGGGUUUCUUCGCUUUAGUUAGCCACUGUUUUGUACAUAUUUACAUAAUAAAGCGUAAGCAGGCCUUCGGUUACUUAAUUUCAUGAGUAAGUAUGUGAAGUUGCUGUAAUAUAAACAAUAAAAUUUUAUUAUCGAA
Molecule: messenger RNA, 2477 nt
Organism: Tribolium castaneum (red flour beetle)
Lineage: Eukaryota; Metazoa; Arthropoda; Insecta; Coleoptera; Tenebrionidae
Gene: YME1L
Product: YME1 like ATPase
Exons: 8
Coding region: 145-2295 (716 amino acids)
Biological process (GO): protein quality control for misfolded or incompletely synthesized proteins; mitochondrion organization
Cellular component (GO): mitochondrial inner membrane
Molecular function (GO): ATP-dependent peptidase activity; metalloendopeptidase activity; ATP hydrolysis activity
Source: RefSeq, a predicted model, not a curated record